AUGCUGGUUGUAUUGGUGAUCUUCAACCAGGGAGAAGCCAACUUGAACACCUUCAACCCGCAGAUGGCCCCCAACCCUUUGCUCCGCUAUGAGGAGGUCAGUGUGAAGAAUUCUAUUCCGAGAACUUUCAAAAGUACGGCUUACAUUUUGGAAAGAAAGUGAUAGUAUUUUUAGCGUGUCAUAGUCCACAUAUAGAAUAAAAUGUAAUACGAUUUGAAGAAACAAAUUUAAUCCAAUAAAUCAUCAAAUGAAAACUAGUAGAAACUAAAAUCUUUUGUUUCAGUCAUGCUGGUUGGUAUGGUGAUCUUCAACCAGGGAGGGGCCAACUUGAACACCUUCAACCCGCAGAUGGCCCCCAACCCUUUGCUCCUCUAUGAGGAGGUCAGUGUGAAGAAUUCUAUUCCGAAGAUUUUUAAAAGUACGGCUUACAUUUUGGAAAGAAACUGAUAGUAUUAUCAGCUUGUCAUAGUUCACAUUUAGAAUAAAAUGUAAUACGAUUUGAAGAAACAAAUUUAAUCCAAUCAAUUAUCAAAUGAAAACCAGCAGAAACGCAAAAUUUUUGUUUCAGUGAUGCUGGUUGAAAUGGUGAUCUUCAACCAGGAAGAGGCCAACUUGAACACCUUCAACCCGCAGAUGGCCCCCAACCCUUUGCUCCGCUAUGACGUGGUUAGUGUGAAGAAUUAUAUUCCGAAGAUUUUUUUAAAAAGUACGGCUUUACAUUUUUGGAAAAGAAACUGAUAGUAUUAUCAGCUUGUCAUAGUUCACAUUUAGAAUAAAAUGUAAUACGAUUUGAAGAAACAAAUUUAAUCCAAUCAAUUAUCAAAUGAAAACCAGCAGAAACGCAAAAUUUUUGUUUCAGUGAUGCUGGUUGAAAUGGUGAUCUUCAACCAGGAAGAGGCCAACUUGAACACCUUCAACCCGCAGAUGGCCCCCAACCCUUUGCUCCGCUAUGACGUGGUUAGUGUGAAGAAUUAAAUUCCGAAGAUUUUUAAAAGUACGGCUUACAUUUUGGAAAGAAACUGAUAGUAUUAUCAGCUUGUCAUAGUUCACAUUUAGAAUAAAAUGUAAUACGAUUUGAAGAAACAAAUUUAAUCCAAUCAAUUAUCAAAUGAAAAACCAGCAGAAACGCAAAAUUUUUGUUUCAGUGAUGCUGGUUGAAAUGGUGAUCUUCAACCAGGAAGAGGCCAACUUGAACACCUUCAACCCGCAGAUGGCCCCCCAACCCUUUGCUCCGCUAUGA
Molecule: messenger RNA, 1240 nt
Organism: Caenorhabditis auriculariae
Lineage: Eukaryota; Metazoa; Nematoda; Chromadorea; Rhabditida; Rhabditidae
Source: the annotation of a GenBank genome assembly